This is a messenger RNA of Alnus glutinosa, 2186 nucleotides long. RefSeq lists its product as uncharacterized. The transcript is spliced from 10 exons. Bases 672 to 1592 code for a protein of 306 amino acids. The record is from RefSeq and is a predicted model, not a curated record. Lineage: Eukaryota; Viridiplantae; Streptophyta; Magnoliopsida; Fagales; Betulaceae.
CUGUUGACACCUUUCAAGCAUGCACCAGACUCCUGCAGAUUUUGAGCCACGAGUACACACGCGCGCGCCCCCUUUCUCCUCGCUUUUCUUCCCUUAUUCUUAUUUCCUUCUUCUUCUUGUACCUGCGACAGUGAGAGAGAGACCACGAGAGACAGAGCAGAGGAGAGAGAGAGAGAGAACCGACCGAGACGAUGAGACUCACCGGGAGAGAAGAAGAGAAAGAGACCGGUGGUAAUUACAUAUGAGUUCAUUCCAGAUGGCCGGGUUCUUUUAAGUGGAAGGCAGAAAACCUCCCUAGAGCGAUAGAGCAUAGAUCGGAUUCGAUCAUUUUGUAUGAAGUACAGUGGCAGCACCUUGGUUGGUUCCCUAGCAUGCUCAAGUUUUUGUUCCCCUUAUAUUUCAAAACGGGGGCGUGACAUGACGUGAAAGACCGAUAAAAAAAAAUGGACGGAAUCUAGACGGAAGUACUAAGUGAAUAUUUCAUUAAUGACAUCUACCAUUUAUGAUACUUUUUGAAACCGAAGUGACUUUUUGAUUUUGACCGUUACCAACUUACCAUACAUACCAAUUAGGUAUUUAACCCUAUUAGUUAAAAAAAAUAAUAAUAAUAAUAAAAAAAAAUUGACAUACUGGAUCAUCGUAUUCAAUGGGACUGAGCUGAAACCGCAGCAAUGGAAAGCGUAGAUUCACCAACUCCUGCUUGUUCUCCUUCUGAUUCAAAACCACCACCAAGCCCUAACCCUAGCUCUAUCCCUUCGCCAUUACCUCCAUCAGCGACCAGGCUAUGGAGGCCUGCCGCUCAGCGAAACCUCCGAAACCAGUGGUCCAAAUUGGCUUCUCAAAGGCAACAAUGGGCUUCUGCUUCUUCUAGUGGAAAGUCUCACGCCAACUCUCUCGUCAAUGCCUAUCUCUCUCAGAGAUACAUGCCUUCAAUGGAGCUGGGUGUUCUAAGUGAUAUGGCUGAUAUAAGAAAGAAAGCCUGUCGAAAAUUGUUUAAGCAACAGGAAAUUUAUCGGAGCAAAGUUCUAUCAUCAUACAAAGACAUGGUGGCUGCUGUAACACAAAUGCUCAACACUAGUCAAUCCAUGAGAUGUUUUCUCAAAGGGACAAGUAAUAGUACACUUGUACAAUUUUCUGGUUCUUCUGAAGACCAGAAUGACACUGGAGAUGGUGGUGGAAUCCCAGUCUUUGCAUUUUGGUCAAUCUCUUCUCAUGAGAAUUUGGCAGAAGAGCUUGUUCAGAUGUUCAAAAUGGAACUAAUGUUGAAGAGGUUGCUAGUACUGGAGUUUCUGUCUAUUAGUUGUGAAGUUCCUCAAGUGAAUGGGUUCCAUUGGUCGGAUCAGCUUUAUCCAGGAGAAUUUGAUCAUUUGAGAGCGUGCAGCUUGUUUUCUGAAGAAACUUGUGAACCUGUCCCACCAAAAUUGAUGGAUUGGAAAUCUGAUACUCCUGUUGUAGGAUGUAACAACCAGCCAAACCAUGAGGUUUUGCAGGUUUAUCUAACAACAUGGCUUGCAGAGGGGAACAUAAAUACUCAUAGGGUAGAUGAGAUAUUUGCUGUAAUACAGGAGGAAAUGCAUGUCAGUUUCAGAUAACAUACUCUACUGGCAAGAAAAUUAUUGGAUUAAAUUUUUUUCAGAAACCAAGGAUCCUCUUGCAUUAGCAAGAAGUGAAGGUGGACGUUAGCAAAAUUAGUAGCAAGAGAAGGAGAAGUAUCAAACCCCAUUGAGUUGUCUCCAAGUCAAUUUUUGAGUGUAAUCAUUUUAUUGUAUUGCAGCAGUGUUUAUAGAAUUAUUGUCUUCUUUUCUUCAUUCUCUGUGUUGUUACCCCUGAAAUACAUCUUGUGAAUUAAUGUAAGUAGUCAGUCGGUGAUCAUUUGAAGUUGGAAAACUUGGGAGAUGGUUCUCAUUUGUGAUUGGCCACGAGGGAUGAUACUGUUAUCUUUGGUUCCCAUCUUCAGAAGCCACCUCUUGCGGUCAAUUUUUCUGCUUUUAGCCCAUGAUACAGAGGAUCAGACUAUAUUUUUUUUUUUUUGUCCGUUUCUUAAUUAUUCUUAUUUUCAGCACGGCAGCCUAUUUCCUCUUGCGUUUUUAUUUUCUUGUAACCCUUGUUCCUCCUUUGAUUAAAAGAAAAAAAAUAAAGAGCCUUUAAUGUUAUCCAAGGAUCCUCACUUCAUGUGAGUUCCAGCA